UGCCUGGCUUCAACUAUUUUUGUUGCUUUUUUCUGCAAAGUUAAACUGAAGGUGUUUAUUUUGAACCGUUUAAUAUUGCGUGUUAACCUAAAUAAAUAAUUUAAAUUAUAUGUAAAUAAGUGAAUUAUGAAGUGUCGAUAGGGCUUCUGACAGAUUAUUAGUACAGAAAUCAGUGAGUUAUUUAACAGCUGCUUGUAUCUAUAGGCUGCAGUUCAUGGCGCUCAGGGCUUUCAGGUUUGUGGUGAAUGGACACUUCAGAUUAAGGAGCAGCUUGGCUCGAUAUGAGGAGCUGAGUUUAAUCACCGCUGGAAGACUGUGUUACAGCUCUGCUGCUUCUGACCAUCCAACACAGACAGGUCAGACAGUGGUCACAGAGAGGAAAGGUGUGGUGGUCACUGUGGGGAUUAACCGGUCAGAGGUGCGUAAUGCGGUGAACCAGGAGACCGCACAGAGGUUAACCAAGGAGCUUUCAGCCUUCGACCAGGACGACACCCUCAGUGUGGCUGUGCUGCAUGGAAUAGGAGGAAACUUCUGUGCGGGAUAUGAUCUGAAGGAGCUUUCGCAGGAUGCUGCUUCUGUCAAGUUGGAGCAAGAUGUUUCUCAAGGUCCUGGUCCAAUGGGUCCCUCUCGAAUGAGACUGUCCAAGCCACUGAUUGCAGCAGUGAGUGGUUUUGCAGUGGCCGGUGGUUUUGAGCUGGCUCUGUUGGCAGAUAUCAGAGUGGUGGAAGAGAGUGCAAUUAUGGGAGUUUUCUGCCGCAGAUUUGGUGUGCCGCUGAUUGAUGGAGGUACAGUGCGUCUGCCGGCGCUGAUCGGUCUUUCCCGGGCUCUGGAUCUUAUUCUCACUGGAAGACCUGUAGGAGCUCAGGAAGCCCUGGCAUACGGACUGGCAAACAGAGUUGUGCCAGAUGGACAAGCUUUACAGGCAGCUGUUGAACUUGCUGAGCAGAUCAGCUCCUUUCCUCAGCUCUGUCUCCGGGCUGACCGCAACUCCGCCUACCAUUCUACUUUUGACUCCUCCUCCUUUACUGAGGCUAUGCAGUUUGAGAUGGAUCAUGGCCAGCCAAUCAUCUCAGCUGAAUCUGUGAAAGGGGCAGGGAGGUUCGCUGCUGGCGCUGGUAGAGGUGGAAGGUUCUUUGAAUCAGAUCAGAAAUAGUAUGUUUCAAAAAACAGUCAUAGUAAAUAAUUGUAAUAAUGUGUCCUUUUGAAGAAAUCAGCAAAAAUUCUGUCUGUAAUGGUCUGUUUCCAGGAUUUAGGAUUUGUUUACGAGGUGAGCAGUUAAAGGAGUGUUUAAGUAGCAAAACCGACCAAAAACAACCAAAACUUGUGGCGUAUUGCAAAAGUAAUAUUAAUAAUAAUAAUAAUAAUAAUAAUAAUAAUAAUAAUAAUAAUAAAACACACAAAAAUAGGCGUGAUUGCUUAAGCUAUACUAUAUCCUGAAAACCUGUAAAUCAAUGAAUAAAUCCAUCAACAAUCCUUUUAGAGUAAAGUCUUACAUAUAAUUAAGCCAUUCUCUUUUUCACACACCCAGGAAAGCAUUUAAAUAAUUGUUUUUACUUUCUAUAGUUAUUUAAACCAUCCAUAUUAAUUGUUCAUAUUAGUAGUCAAGCAAUUGACUUAAAGAAAAACUACAAAUUACAGAGGGUCAAAGAACUUUCAACUUGCUUCAGACUUGGAUAAAAUCCCUUCCAGGAAAAAGGAAGAGAUGUACAGAAACUGGGAAUCUUACAAGAUUAAACUGAAUGACUGCCAAACACAUACACAAUAUUGUUGUAAUAAAAACUACAAAACUUAUCUUCAGUUGUUUACAUCUUACUCCCCUCAUUGAAUAUUAGUGCAUCAUGUCAAUUAUGUCUACUGUGUCAAAUGUUGUAAAAAUGAUGGAAGUGUAUUUGCUUGACUUCUCCUUCCAGAUCUUUUUACUUUAAGCUGAAAAAUUAAAAAUAAAUGUUCAUGUUCUACAGAGA
This is a messenger RNA of Astyanax mexicanus (Mexican tetra), 1964 nucleotides long. Its product is annotated as enoyl-CoA hydratase. The record is from RefSeq and is a predicted model, not a curated record. Bases 215 to 1153 code for a protein of 312 amino acids. The transcript is spliced from 6 exons. Lineage: Eukaryota; Metazoa; Chordata; Actinopteri; Characiformes; Acestrorhamphidae. Gene Ontology annotation, molecular function: catalytic activity.